This is a messenger RNA of Trichosurus vulpecula (common brushtail), 2963 nucleotides long. RefSeq names its product asteroid homolog 1 (gene ASTE1). The transcript is spliced from 5 exons. Lineage: Eukaryota; Metazoa; Chordata; Mammalia; Diprotodontia; Phalangeridae. Gene Ontology annotation, molecular function: nuclease activity. The record is from RefSeq and is a predicted model, not a curated record. The coding region runs from base 354 to 2384 and encodes 676 amino acids.
GGAGACGGCCGCGGGGAAGUAUGGGAGGCGGCCAUGACGGCUCGGGAGGCGGGAGGAGCUCAGGCGCGCAAGCGAAACGUUCGGUUCUCACGGGGACGGCUCCCUAGCGUCCCGUAACCUCCCUGCCCUCUCACGUGUCACCCAUGGCCCCACAUAAAAGCCUCCCAGGGGCAACAGUUGUGGGGAGUAGGGGGAAGAGCGCUGCACGUCACAUCCGGCCACUUCCGGUGCCUUGAUCUCGCGCGAGCCGCGUUCCGCCGGGACUUCCGGCUGUGCGCCCCAUCCUCGAGCUUUCUGCACAGCUGGGCUCCUGGGCGCGCGAGGAAGAGCAGGCAGUUCCUUAAACCACCACUAUGGGUAUUCGUGGACUGAUGAGUUAUGUGGAAGAUCACAGUAGUCAAUUCUUCAUUGAUUUGAAGUUGAGGGACACCAAAAUCAUCAUUGAUGGCUAUGCCCUUUUCCAUCGAUUGUGUUUUGAUUCAAAUGUGGAUCUCCGGCAUGGAGGAGACUAUGAUUCUUUUACCGAUGUUACACAGAGAUUCUUUGAAUCGCUCUUUGCUUGUAAAAUUCAUCCAUAUGUUGUAUUAGAUGGAGGCUGUGAUGUUUCAGAUAAAAAACUCCUUACUUUAAAAGACAGAGCCCAGGAGAAGAUCCAGGUGGCCUAUUCCCUUUCUGUUGGGGGGAGAGGAAAUCUUCUACCUUUACUUAUCCGAGAGGUAUUCAUUCAAGUCUUGAACAAGCUUCAUGUAGACUUUGUCCAGUGCUUCUCAGAAGCCGACAGAGACAUUAUGACACUUGCUAACCACUGGAAUUGUCCUGUACUAACAAUGGAUAGUGAUUUUUGCAUUUUCGACCUGAAAGCUGGCUUUUGUCCUCUGAAUGGAUUUCAAUGGAAAAACCCGACUGCGAUUAAAGAUACAUUUCACUGCUACAUCCCUGCCAGAUGCUUCUCCGUAGAUAAGUUCUGCAGUCAUUUCAACAACAUGAAUAAAGCCCUGCUGCCUCUCUUUGCUGUGCUGUGUGGUAAUGACUACAUCAAUUUGCCUGCCCUGGAUACAGUCUUCAGUAGAAUGAGUUUCACCCCCGGAACCUCCAGCACCAAAGGGAGAAAGCACCAGAGGAUUCUGGGACUCCUGAAUUGGCUGUCCCAUUUUGAUAACCCCCCAGAAGCCUUAGAUAAUGUUGUGAAGCACCUGAGAAUGCAUGACAGACAAGCAGUUAGAGAACUCCUUUGGGCUUCAAUGGAGGAAUACCAGCCGUCUCCAGUGAAGCUGCAGGAUUUCUUCCAGCUUGGUGCUUAUGUAUCUCCCUGCGCCACUAACCUGGGCUUACCAGAAUGGAUACAGCUGGCUUUGGCAAAAGGGCAACUUUCUCCUUUUGUUUGUGACACUUUGUCAUUACAGCGAACUAUUCUUCACACACAGGUGGAGAACAUGAGGUGUCCAAGUGCCCAUGUUGUCUCUGUGUCCAUUCGGAAAGUCAUCUAUGGGCUUCUUCAGAAUUCUUCUCCAAAUGUGAAUAAUGUGUCCCAAAGCACAGUGGCUAAACAACCAUUGGCUUUCAGUGAGGUAGAGAGGAUUGAUAAGAACAUUGCAACAAGAGUUACUCAUGCAGCAAAGCUCCCAGAGGAAUAUCGGGAGUUAGGCAGAUUGACCGAGCUUUCUCUCUCUAAGCGCAAGAUUCUUCUGCUAGAAACCCUGAGAGUGAAAGAGGGCAUCUUGGAGCCAAUCCCCGCUUCCCUGAAGCUCCCUAUGGCUGUCACUUGCUUUUGGUUGCAGUCCUUAGAAGCCAAGCCAAGAUUGUAUCAUGUGCAAGCUUUACUGAUGGGAAUGCUGUCUGGGCAGUUGCACAAGAUAACCAGUGAGCCUGAUAAUGAGGAAUUGUAUGUGGAUGGAGCUAAGCUGCUCUGUGACCAGUUUCUUAAAGUGAAAGAAAAUAAACUACAGAGAAGAUUGGAUUUGGAUACAGCCCACGUUUUCUGUCAGUGGCAAUGCUGCCUCCAGAUGGGAUUCUAUCUGAAUCAGCUUCUGUUGACACCUUUACCUGAGCCUGACCUCACAUGGCUCUACAGUGGGACUCUUAUCCAUGGACUCUCUCAAGAACUCUCCGCUUCAUCCUCAACAGAAAGUCUCCUGAGCGUGUGCCCUGUAGCAAGGCAGCUUUAUGACCAGCUCUUCCAUGCACUGAAAUCCACUGUCCCUUCAGAAUGCUUUUCCCAGAGGGAGCAGUCAAAAGCCAGAAAGAAGAAACAGAAGAAAAAUCGUGCCAGCCCGACAAAGCACCGAGCAGGCAUCUCCCUGGAAACCAAGUCCUUACAUGAUCAUGUCAGCAACAGGUUUGGGCUCCUCAGAGUAGAGGACUCAGAGGACCAAGGUCAGGGGUGAGGAGUAAAUCCAGAAGUGUUUUCAGUCUCAUGGAUUGUGACUUUCCAAGUCAUUUCCUUCCAGAGAGCAAGCUGGAAAGGUUUAUUCUCUAAAUCAGCCAUGCUGCAGGGAUUUCACCACACCCAUCACUUGGUAGUACUCAGUACAGUUGGAACCUGGGGAAGAUGUCAGUACAAAAUAAUAAUUGCUGGAAACCUCUCUCAUGGUCCACAGUAGUUGGCUAAUACUUAAAAUAGAUUAUCGAACUGCAGCAGCUCUGGCUGUGUGUGGAUGUGGUGUGUAUAUAUGUAGGUACGUAUAUGUAUAGAUGGACACAGAUGCACAUAUGUAUGUGGAAGUGUGUGUGUAUACACGUAUGUAUAUACAGAGAGAAAAUUUUUAAGGUUUUAUAUUGUAUACGUCCCUGUAAAAUGUAUUUUACCCCUGGAGAUGCUACAGCAUAGCCCUGGAACUGCCACAGGUUUAACUAUUACGGGGAACCAGGUAAUUGCCAUUUUUAAAAUUAUUUAUUUUUAUACUACUUUUUAUAUGUUUUCAUAUGCCAUUUACACUGAAAUAAAAUUGCAUAGCAUAAAACCA